Molecule: messenger RNA, 1423 nt
Organism: Dendronephthya gigantea
Lineage: Eukaryota; Metazoa; Cnidaria; Anthozoa; Malacalcyonacea; Nephtheidae
Exons: 2
Coding region: 323-967 (214 amino acids)
Biological process (GO): regulation of transcription by RNA polymerase II
Cellular component (GO): nucleus; transcription regulator complex
Source: RefSeq, a predicted model, not a curated record
AAGGCCCUGUCACACUGUUGCGUAUAAUAGGAACGUAUGAGUCGCGUAUAAAGAUCGUUUCAUUCAUUUUUAUACGCACGAAAAAGUCUGUAAAAAUAGGAUAUUUUGCAUAAAAUUAACUUAUUAAACGUAUGAGUAUCGUAUGAGUAGCCUGUCGCUGGCGUAUGCCAGCGUAUGAAUGGCUUACGAGAAGCGUUUGAAAUGCGCAUGUCAAGCAUACCAAUGGCGUUUCACAGGCUUUAAUUGUAUAUAAGCGGCAGUAUUUUCACACGCCUCCAUUCGAGAAAAUGUCAAACCUACAGUGAAAAAAGAAGAAGAAACCAUGGCAAAUACGAAGACAUCAUCUACCCGCGGACGAAGAAAAGGAAAGAGGACUCCAUCAUCAGCCGUUGCCAAAGCUGACGAACAACGUGUUUGUGCACCUGCAGAUGUAGUUGAACCACCUGAUCAUGAUGCACUUAUUCCUGAGACAUCUUUAAAUAAUGCGCGACAUGUUCCUGAGCUCUCAAAAUCUCCAACACAACCUUCCCAAGACUCCCAUAAUUCAUCGGCUUUAUCAUCUGAAACCAUUGAUGACUUCACUUCCUUCCGGCGGGCUGAUAGCAAGGAGAAAAAUAAGAGGAAGAGGGCGAAAAAAAAACCCUACAACCACAGCGCCACAGAAGAGGAGCUGAUGCUGGAGUUUAUCAUGGACAAUCCUUUGCUGUGGAAUGUGAAGAUGACAGAUUAUAGGCGAAAAGACAAGAAAGAGAAGAUCUGGGAAGAGCAAGUACAUCAGAUGAAUAAGACUGUUGACAUCCUCAAGGGCUGGUUCAGAUCGCUGCGCGACACCAAUACGCGCCUUGACAAAAAGAAAAGCGGGGAUACUGCUCCAAACCUGACUAAGAGAGAACAGUGGAUCCUCUCAAAGUUUGCCUUCCUGAAGACUGUCACUCGCCACCGACCGGAGCGCCCAUGCAGAGUGUGAAGGAAACCAUCCAGCUUCACAGAGAAGAUCUCAAUGCUGCCAAGAGCGCCUGCGCUGAUAUGCAAGAUGUCUUAGAUGAAGUCACUCCAAUACCAUCAUCUACCGCUGGAAGGUCCCACAAGCGACCUCAGGACACAGAGAGUGACGUCCUUGAGACUCUACAGAAGAGAGUUGCUGUCUUGCUGAGUCUGGCACCAUCCUCAAAGAUAUCUACAAAGCUAAACAACAGCCCAUUACAGCACGAAGUGUCUUUGCAAAUUAUGUUAAAGAGAGCCUUUUGACUAUGUCCAAGUCCAAGUACAAGAAGGCAAGGUCCUCCAUCAAUAGGUUAUUGUCUGAACUCAAGGAUGAGGACAGCGAUGAUGAAUUUCCAAGUGCAAUGGCGGCUCCAUCUAUCAAAGUGAACCAACAAGGGAUCCCUUCUCAACCACCCCACGAUUUGCACCCCACUACAAA